Molecule: messenger RNA, 438 nt
Organism: Colletotrichum karsti
Lineage: Eukaryota; Fungi; Ascomycota; Sordariomycetes; Glomerellales; Glomerellaceae
Product: duf636 domain-containing protein
Exons: 3
Coding region: 1-438 (145 amino acids)
Molecular function (GO): carbon-sulfur lyase activity
Source: RefSeq, a predicted model, not a curated record
AUGUCGUCAGAAGAAACCCCCAAACCGUCCAAGACGUACGACGCGAGCUGCCACUGCGGCAGCAUCAAGUUCUCGCUGAAGCUCUCGCCGCCCCUGGAGGAGGGGUAUAAGGUGCUCGAGUGCAACUGCUCCAUCUGCCGGCGCAGCGGGUAUCUGCUCGUCUACCCCAAUAAGACGGACGUCACCUGGAACGGCGACUCGAGGGAGAAGUGCACCAACUACCGCUUCAACACCAAGACCAAGGACCAGAUGUUCUGUGGGCAGUGCGGCUCGAGUCUGGGGAUCGACUUUUUGAAGGAGGAUUACUACGGCAUCAGCGCACGAGCUAUCGACGGCAUCGACCUUGACAAGUUGACGUAUCAGAAGCUGGACGGCGUGAACAAAGUGUCUCCUGCGCAGGAUUUGUCCGGACAAGAAUCGAAGAAGACGAGCACGUAG